AUGAUUCAAAGGAGAGAGAAUAGAGGAUCAGGAGAGGCUAGAGCAGAGGAUGGAGCAAGGAGUUAUCGAGGUGUGCUCUCUAAUGGCGUUGAAAGUCAUUCCCAAAAGAAUAAGGAUUCUGCAGGGUAUAUUGUUAAAGGAAAAGGUAAAAAAUAUGAGGAAUACGAGGCAAAACGGGUCCAGGGGUCGGAUAGGAGUAGCAGGAGGUCGUAUACCGAUCAUAAAUCAAGAAGGGAGGAGGAGGGAGUACCACGUAACCGUCAAUUUCGACGUCCACAAGAAAGAGGGGAGGAGCAGGAAGCGCAGAGGUGGUCCCAGCGUCGUGACAGAAGUGUUAGAAGUCCGUCUCGCCCUAGAACUGAUGAGCAGAGGGAAGAGGGAGAGAUAAUGGUGAUGGACAGGAAUGUGCAGGUUCUCCAAGAGGAGGAAGAUCGAAAUUUAGUGUCAGUAACUGAUCCCAUUGGCCAGGGAGCUGCACUGAAUCGAGAGAUUUCUUCCAGC
This is a messenger RNA of Eruca vesicaria subsp. sativa (arugula), 501 nucleotides long. The record is from the annotation of a GenBank genome assembly. Lineage: Eukaryota; Viridiplantae; Streptophyta; Magnoliopsida; Brassicales; Brassicaceae.